Bombyx mori (domestic silkworm) is the source of this 595-nucleotide messenger RNA. RefSeq lists its product as uncharacterized. The coding region runs from base 117 to 356 and encodes 79 amino acids. The transcript is spliced from 3 exons. Lineage: Eukaryota; Metazoa; Arthropoda; Insecta; Lepidoptera; Bombycidae. The record is from RefSeq and is a predicted model, not a curated record.
UAGUGCUAAUGAACUAUCAAUUUUGAUUACUUCAAACUACUCACAGAGGAAAAUCAAGAAAAAUACAUGACUGUGACAGUGAUUAAAUUUUAGUUAUCGUUCCGUAGUUUAAGAAUAUGUUCGACAAAAUUGGUAAGAAGGAUGCCAAAAGUACUCAAGUUAACGGCAAUUUAAAAUCAGCGUUAAAAAAAAAUCUUCCGUGCCCUUGGGCCUGCGAACUGGUUCCAACUAAUGUGCCUAACGCUACAAAGGCUCAGACGGUUUUGCAUCCUCGAAAAGAUGUUUUUGUUCUAAAGAAAACAAUGAUGCGUUCAGGGCAUAUCACUGAUGGUAGCGAAGAUUGGACCGAAUGGUGACAGAAGGUGUAAAAUGGAGUUGGAGCUUGUAACACCCAAGGGCCCUGAGAAGCAGGCGCUGACUCGUCUCGAUACUAGGGAGACGCAAUGUGACCCUAAUCCACCGCCUUGCUGCUGCAUGAAACCAAAGAAGAAGAAAAAGUAAACUUUAACUGAUGUGGUUUAUUUCAAUUUUGUUACUUCUCAAUGGUAAAAUAAAUGCCAUGGCUGUCUGUAAUAAAUUUAUAAUAAAUAUCAAA